AUGGCUCCCAAAUCUCUUGACCUCGUCGCAGACGACUACCACUUCCUAUCAUCCCAGUUCACAAAGCCCAUCGUUCUCCCAUCACUUGACCUCUCCUCAAGCACCAUCAUAAUCACCGGCGCAAAUACAGGCAUCGGCUACACAACCGCCCAAAAGCUCCUCUCUCUCAACCUCAAGCGUCUCAUCAUCGCAGUACGAUCGCUCUCAAAAGGUGAAUCCGCUGCAUCUUCCCUGCGGUCUCAAUAUCCCAAAUCUGAAAUCCUCGUUUGGGAAGUCGACAUGCUUUCAUACAAAAGCGUGCAGUCUUUCGCGGAAAAGUGCAAGACCUUGGAUCGUAUUGAUCUUGCAAUUUUGAACGCUGGAGCACAGUUUACGAGAUUUGAACUUGGACCUGAGGGCCACGAGAGUUCAUUUCAGAUCAAUUAUCUUUCGACGAUUCUGCUAGCUACGCUUUUGUUGCCUACGCUUAAAGAAAAGGCGCCGAGUGGUCAAGCUGGUCGUUUGACCAUCGUCAAUUCAGGAACGUCCCUUAUGGCCGAAUUUCCCAACGCCAACGAUGACGAGGUCCUAGCAUUCUACGAUGACAAGAAGCAUUUCUCAGAGGGGUUGAAUCCCAUGCCUUCAUACGCCAAACACAAAGCCCUCGCUCAUUUCUGGAUCUACAAGCUCUACGAACGUCUUUCUCCCAAAGAUGUGAUCGUCAAUCUCGUUGAUCCAGGUUUAGGUAGAAAUACAGGUCUUCAACAGCAGGGGAAUGUUGCAGUUCAGUAUGUCGCUGCUGUUAUGAAGUGGUUUGUUGCGAGGAGUUUGGAACAAGGUGCGGAUACGCUUGUUCAAGCUGGUUUGGUUCUGGGGGAGGAGAGUCAUGGAUCAUACAUUAUGGAUUGGAGGAUUCAUCAUUUUACCAAGUUCCUGCAUACGAAGGAGGGACAGGCUUUUGCUGGGAAGGUUUGGGAUGAGACGUAUGAGGAGCUUCCUGUUGAUGUUGAUGGGAUUUUGAAGGCUUUGUAG
Fusarium coffeatum is the source of this 1011-nucleotide messenger RNA. RefSeq lists its product as uncharacterized. The transcript is spliced from 2 exons. Lineage: Eukaryota; Fungi; Ascomycota; Sordariomycetes; Hypocreales; Nectriaceae. The record is from RefSeq and is a predicted model, not a curated record. The coding region runs from base 1 to 1011 and encodes 336 amino acids.